Messenger RNA from Rhizoctonia solani, 1632 nucleotides. Its product is annotated as glycoside hydrolase family 61 protein. The transcript is spliced from 16 exons. Bases 1 to 1632 code for a protein of 543 amino acids. The record is from RefSeq and is a predicted model, not a curated record. NCBI's taxonomy places the organism in Eukaryota, Fungi, Basidiomycota, Agaricomycetes, Cantharellales, Ceratobasidiaceae.
AUGAGGCUGUCUUAUGUAUUCACUGGAUUGGCUGCCGCUGCCGCAAGCGUUAGCGCACAUUCGACCGUGUGGGGCGUUUGGAUCAACGGCGUUGACCAGGGCGACGGUCAAAACCAGUACAUCCGCUCCCCACCAAGCAACUACCCUGUCAAGGACCUAAACUCCAAUGCCGUCGCGUGCAACGUGAACAACCGCGCUGUUCCUAAGACUUUGAAAGUCAAGCCCGGAGAUACGGUCACGUUCGAAUGGUUCCACGACUAUCGCGACGAUGAGAUCAUUGCCGCAUCACAUAAAGGACCGGUUGUCGUGUAUAUUGCACCUACAUCUUCUAAUGGCGCAGGGAAUGUUUGGGUCAAGCUGUACCAGGAAGGGUACAAUGGCAAUUGGGCUGUCGACAAAAUCAUUGCAACUCAUGGACAACACUCAAUCAAGAUUCCCAAUAUUGCUUCCGGCCAAUAUCUGCUACGCCCCGAACUCAUCACUCUCCAUGAAGCCAAUGUCGCUUACAGCUCUAACUCCGCUCGCGGUGUUCAACUCUACAUGAGCUGCAUACAAAUCGAAGUUCAAGGUAGCGGCUCUACCCUUCCCUCUGGAGUUGCUUUCCCAGGCGACCCCGGUCUGGUCUUUAACUUAUACGAGUCCCUCGCCAUCAGUUACGUUAUUCCUGGGCCGGCUGUUUGGAGUGGUUCGGCAGGGGGCAGCAUUAGCCGAGCUGGAACCCCCGGUCAAGCACCUCCUUCUGGAGGGUCCGGUGGAUCUGGAACCGUUGAUAAGUACCAGCAGUGCGGUGGAAUUGGUUGGUCGGAGCUACUGCAUGCGUUUCUGGGUCGACUUGUACCAAAGUCAAUGACAUCCCGCGGUCCCGCAUUAUCGACGGAAUACAUCGCAUCGACGGAUGAUGCUCUCGAUGAGCUUUUCAGUCAGUUGAUCCAAAACGACACUGGUGGCUACCCAGAAAAUACAAGCUAUGUCACUGACCCAACUAUCUAUUCGCAUGCAACAGACAUGCUCCAUUGGGAUAAUGUGGCUCAACGCUCCGUGUCUAAAACGUAUAGAUUUAUGUAUACCCAACCGCAUCCUCCUGAGCCUGAGACUGUGGGGCAUAUUCAGGGCAUUUCUGCUACCACCUUCGCCCCCUCGUUAAACUAUUCUACAACCGGUGUCACCACUCUCGCCACUUGUUCGAUUCAAGGAGGAACUCCCAUCCUUUCACAAGAUAUCCCAGGUCCACCUAUUUCUACUGCCGACAACUUCGAUAACACGAAUACAAUAAUACCUGCUUCGGGAAAUCCUCCGAAUUGGAUGUACGUACCAUUGGCGUUAUAUCCCAGCGAGGAAGCAAUCACGCAUUUCGUUCAUAGCUACAAGGGAGAGAUGGACAGACGCAUUCGUGAGGUAUCUUGUUCUUUAUGCGUGUGGGAGGGGAGAUCCAAGCUACACGAUUCGAGGCCGUUCAAUUUGAUUCGUCACCUUUUCAGGCACUUCAAGAUUAAAAUUUACAAAUGUCGUCCUUGUGGUAAGCAAUUUACGACAAUGGAUCAGGCAGUGGUGCAUUCCAUGAACCAUCAUUCUGCAACUCGUCAGAACGCCGAAGGAACUUUUGAGAGGCUCAGCUCUGUCGGAGACAAUUGA